Staurois parvus is the source of this 470-nucleotide messenger RNA. The record is from the annotation of a GenBank genome assembly. NCBI's taxonomy places the organism in Eukaryota, Metazoa, Chordata, Amphibia, Anura, Ranidae.
GCACCGAGUCACCAAGCUCGACAGCGGGCGCCGAGUCAUCUGGCACGACAGCGGGCACCGAGUCAUCUGGCACGACAGCGGGCACCGAGUCAUCUGGCACGACAGCGGGCACCAGCGGGCACCGGGGCGCCAAGCUGGACCAUGGACACCGGGUCAUCAGGCUGGAUCGGGUCAUCAGGCUGGGUAACAGAAGGUGGUUUCUCAGACAGCCGGCUGACUGGUUUGGAUACUGGCAGGAUGGUACUGGUUGGAAAGAAUUUUCGCUUCUUCUUGGGUUUAGUUAGUGAAGCACUGCAAGUAAAUGCAGGUCUGUAAACGGAUGGAGCAGCUGAAGACAGGGAAGAGCUGGAGGAUGGAACAGAGGAGGGAGCAGUUGCUACAGAGGACUUCUUUACAGAGUUAAAGGCAGGAUAGGUGCAGCGAGUGGGAGCAGGGGACUGGUAUGUGGUAGUUACCAGAGUAUACUGGGC